UAUACCAGCCGUCAAGGUUUGGAAACGAUCUUGCGACGUAUGGUCAUCGGAAGCGGGUACUACCCUAACAUUCAAUGGAUAGUAGGCACUGUAACAGGCGUUACGCGCGACUCUAAGCAUCCUACCCACCUACAAUCGGUCAGUGUGCGCACCACCCAGGGGCCCCAGGACAUCGAAGCCGUCUUUGUCGUGGACUGCACAGGACCCGCCAGUGCGGGCGUCAAAUGGAUUAAACGUGAAGGGUAUGGCUAUGCUGAAACGUACUCCAAAAAUGCUCUUCCUCUAGAUCAGCUCAAAUUAUCAUACGACCAAAAAAUUCGCUAUGCGACGCUAGAGUUCAGCAUUCCCCCAGCGUUAGGAAAGCGACUGCCUAUACCUGGGGGAUUCUACACUCAAGGAUCCAUCUAUACAUGUGUGGCGAGGUCUGAUAAGGACCGAUGUAGUGCUUACGCUUCCACACUUGACGGCGAUCGCUUACAGGUAUUGUGUGGUACCUGGGGUGCGGGUGAAGACCCACCCCGGACGAUACAGGCGACCAAGGAAUAUAUCCAUGCUAUGGUUCUCGACGAACGUCCACCACAAUGGUGGUUUGACAUGCUGGACUUGCUUACUGAAGUGGAAGAUAAAAUGACGUGCAGCAUCGUCCGUGUUCCCCCAACGCCUUAUAUUCGCUUUCACAAAGCCACUAAUCUACCGUCAAAUUGGGUUGCCAUUGGUGACUCCGUCAUGCGGCUUAAUCCUGUUUUUGGCCAAGGUUGUUCCAAGGCAAUGCUCGAUGUGGUAUCCCUGAAUAACGUCCUUCAUUCAAUGGCAACUUCGGAAUCUAAAGCGGGAUCCCGUCUCCCCAAGGACUUUUCGAAGCGAUUCUUCGCCGCUCAAGAGCAGAAAAUAAAGCCCUUAUGGCUGGCGACCAAAACGUUUGAUUACGGCUACGAUACUACGAUACCUAUACCUGGUGAAACCUUAUCGUCAGGAGCCUUUAUCCGUUGGUAUAUGCGCCAAUUGCAAACGCUUGCAUUUACUGACAUGGAUUUGGCUUCUACUAUGUGGCAUAUCAGCAUGAUGAUGGCGCCCGGCAUUGAUAACCUUCACCCUUUGACUGUUGUGAAGGUGUUGUGGAACUCCAUUCGUACUCAUGUCUGUACCGUAGUUGGUGCUUAGACAUAACAGCCCCUGUAUCCUUGGCCUACCUUACAUUCACAUUAUAGACCUUACCCAUUGUACUACUCAUCAA
Serpula lacrymans var. lacrymans S7.9 is the source of this 1234-nucleotide messenger RNA. RefSeq lists its product as uncharacterized. The record is from RefSeq and is a predicted model, not a curated record. The transcript is spliced from 7 exons. NCBI's taxonomy places the organism in Eukaryota, Fungi, Basidiomycota, Agaricomycetes, Boletales, Serpulaceae. Bases 40 to 1161 code for a protein of 373 amino acids.